AUGGAGAAUCCUCCCAGAGCAGCCGAACUACCGCAGCCGCAGGUCUUCCGAGAAGCGUGCGAAGAAUGCCAUCAGCGCAAGAUCCGAUGCAUCUCCGGCCAUGGAGCCUGCCAGAACUGCGUUGUCUGGGGGCGCGACUGCGUCUUCCGGCCUCGUAGCGUCAUGGGCCGUCCGCGAAAGCAGAAGACGAGCUCUUCGACGGAGCGAGGGACUACAUCCAAGCGGCAGAAGCAGCAGCAGCAGCAGCAGCAGCAGCAGCAGCAGCAAGAACAACAGGAACAGCAGCAGACCCUGGACAGUUCGGCGCUGCUGUCUUGUGCCAGCAGACCAACUCCCCCUCUGGAUACGGCGUUCUCCCUCCCCCACAUCCUGUUCCGGCUGUGCCAGCUCAGCGAUCGACUGUUCUCACAGGAUCCCGCCUCCCACGAAGGCCUGCUGCCGAAGAUCUUCAAGCACGUCUCGACAUUCUGCGAGAUGCAGGCCAUGGACCUCCGCAUGCAGCCGGAGAGCGAGACGCAGUCGAUGGUACAGCUGGCCCUGCUGAUCAUCUCCUCCGUGCUGAAGAUCUACAGCCUGCUGGUGCAGAACCGCGACGCGAUGCUGACUGCGCGGCAGCUGGAGUCGCUUGUUGGUGUCGACGAGCCAGUAGCCAGCAGCAUGCCACGACCCCCGACCCCCAGCACCAUCUCGUCGCCUCCUGCCAGCAGUGGCUUCUGCCAAGACGUCUUCCAACGAACGCCGUUCCGGCGCCGACUGGCCAUUCUGCUGCACCUGACCGUGAUGGACUACCAUCUGGGCCAAUUCCAAUGCAUCCUCUCGCACUUCUCCUCCACCCUGGGCCAGCAAAUGGUUGCCGAGGAAGUCAAGAAAAAUAACAGCGACGCGGCCGGGCUGCGAGCGCAGAUCCAACUUGUGGCGGAAGGGCUGAAAGUCACCUACUUGGAGUAG
Messenger RNA from Rasamsonia emersonii CBS 393.64, 948 nucleotides. RefSeq lists its product as uncharacterized. Gene Ontology annotation, biological process: positive regulation of transcription by RNA polymerase II. Gene Ontology annotation, cellular component: nucleus. Bases 1 to 948 code for a protein of 315 amino acids. The record is from RefSeq and is a predicted model, not a curated record. Lineage: Eukaryota; Fungi; Ascomycota; Eurotiomycetes; Eurotiales; Trichocomaceae. Gene Ontology annotation, molecular function: zinc ion binding; sequence-specific DNA binding; DNA-binding transcription factor activity, RNA polymerase II-specific. The transcript has 2 exons.